Molecule: messenger RNA, 1217 nt
Organism: Phaedon cochleariae (mustard beetle)
Lineage: Eukaryota; Metazoa; Arthropoda; Insecta; Coleoptera; Chrysomelidae
Source: the annotation of a GenBank genome assembly
UGUCACGUCACAGUCACGACCACAGAAUUGAGUUUAUUGUCAAUGACAUGAAAAAUGAAGCCAAUGAUGAUUGAUCAUCUAAAAGGAUGAAGGUUUUUUGUUUUUUAAUCUCGUCAUUUUGUCUAUAUAAUUUAAUAUACAAUUAAUUCUAUCUUGUAAUGUUGUGGACGAUUUCUGCCCAUUGGCCACCCACCGUAACACGAAUGAUUUGAAUAUGACAAGUGAACCAAAAGCAUCCAGUACCCCAAAAUUCGUAAAUAUCAAAAAACGCCCAGCUAUAGGGCAACAAGAGGAAUCAAUACAAAGUCCUAUAUUAAAUGAUGAUUAUAGUAGUGAUCAUAGCUACUCAGAAGAUGAGAUCCAUGAAAGCAAUUCAAUAGAUGUGAAUUACGAAAAUAAUUCUCAUCCUCAUUCAAAAGUUGAUCGCCUCAAUGAUCUCACUCCAGGUAGAAAUGGAGCUAGGAAUAAUAAAUCAUUUCUUGGAUUUGAUUUCAAAUCGGGGACAGCAAUUAUUAUUUUGCCAAUUCUUAUAUGCCUGAUGGUUUCACUCUAUAUGGUUGAUGAGGCACCUUCAGUAGAUUCAGAUAUAACCAUCCACAAAUUGUCACAUCAAUUCCCAUCACAAAUGGAAGAUUUUUGGUUGAACAUUGAUGUGGCAGUAAGCGAAAUCAAAAGAUGGCAUAAACCAAAGUCUGUGAUUCUUCUGUAUCAAGAUGAUGGAUAUAAAACUGUAGAAAGUAUUGUUGAAAAAAUCUCAAAGUAUGCUGUUUGCCAAAUAACUAAUUGUUCAUCCAAACCAGUUAACAUUGAUGGAAUAAGCCUGGGAAAAAAAGAUAUUCUAGCUGACUAUGGAAGAGUGAUAGCUUAUAACAAAGAACAAUUGGAAACUUCUGGAGUCAUGAUUGUCAAAAAUUUGGAAAGAGUACCUGGAAGAUCUGCCCAGGCUUUCCACAGUUUGUGUGAUGAACACAACCCUGUUGUAGAAAAUGCACUAUUCUUAUUCACCAUGAAGGUAAAGAGUGUUCAAGAAAACAGUAUGAGCUCUAUUGAGAACAAUCUUCGCCAUCUCUGGAAUGAUUUGGAUGAUGAUAAAUUCUAUCCUUUAUUCACUAGAAUAUCCAGUACAGUUUUUCCAGUGAUGGAAGAAAAGUAACAUGAAAUUUAUAACAUGAAUAUUGUUUUAUAUAUUUUUUUAAAUAUAAUAUGUGGAAAGCAAA